Molecule: messenger RNA, 1439 nt
Organism: Dipodomys ordii (Ord's kangaroo rat)
Lineage: Eukaryota; Metazoa; Chordata; Mammalia; Rodentia; Heteromyidae
Gene: Bpnt1
Product: 3'(2'), 5'-bisphosphate nucleotidase 1
Exons: 10
Coding region: 174-1145 (323 amino acids)
Biological process (GO): phosphatidylinositol phosphate biosynthetic process
Molecular function (GO): 3'(2'),5'-bisphosphate nucleotidase activity
Source: RefSeq, a predicted model, not a curated record
UUGGAGCAUGCUCAGUAGCUGAGGCGGCUUUGCCCUACGUCCGCUUCUGACCUAUUGACUCCUGGAAAAGCGGUACUGGGCGCCACGAGGGACCAGAGGCUUCACAACGCGGGUUUCCUAACCCCCGAGGGCCUGUCUCCUGACGUCGUCGCAGAUUUAGUCACUAACUGAUCAUGGCAUCCAGUCAUACUGUGCUGAUGCGGUUGGUGGCUUCAUCAUAUGCCAUUGCUCAAAAGGCGGGAAUGAUAGUCAGACGAGUCAUUGCUGAAGGAGACCUGGGUAUUGUGGAGAAGACCUCUGCAACAGACCUGCAGACCAAAGCUGACCGAUUGGUACAAAUGAGUAUAUGCUCUUCACUGGCACGGAAAUUCCCUAAACUAACCAUCAUAGGAGAAGAGGACCUACCUUCUGAGGAAGUGGAUCAGGAGCUGAUUGAGGACGGUCAGUGGGAGGAGAUACUGAGGCAGCCGUGCCCGUCACAGUACAGUCGGAUUAAAGAAGAAGAUCUUGUAGUUUGGGUUGAUCCUCUGGACGGUACUAAGGAAUAUACUGAAGGUCUUCUUGAUAAUGUAACAGUUCUUAUUGGAAUCGCUUAUGAAGGAAAAGCCAUAGCAGGAAUCAUUAACCAGCCUUAUUACAACUACCAGAACAAUGAAACGCAGAAGUUAAGGGAACACAGGAAUGAAGCAAAGGCAGGACCCGAUGCUGUGCUGGGAAGGACAAUCUGGGGAGUUUUAGGUUUAGGCGCCUUUGGGUUUCAACUGAAAGAAGCCCCUGCUGGGAAGCACAUUAUCACCACUACCAGAUCCCACAGCAACAAGCUGGUCACGGACUGUAUUAGUGCUAUGAACCCUGAUGAUGUACUGCGAGUGGGAGGAGCAGGAAAUAAGAUUAUCCAACUGAUUGAAGGCAAAGCCUCUGCCUAUGUAUUUGCAAGUCCUGGAUGUAAAAAAUGGGAUACUUGUGCCCCAGAAGUUAUCUUACAUGCUGUGGGAGGAAAGUUAACCGAUGUCCAUGGGAAUGCCCUUCAGUACAAUAAGGAGGUGAAGCAUAUGAACUCUGCAGGUGUCCUGGCCACACUAAGGAAUUAUGACUACUAUGCAAGCCGAGUCCCAGAAUCUGUUAAGAAAGCACUUGUUCCUUAAAGGAAUCAUUUACUUAGCCUCGUGGACUUGGUUCUCAAAACAAUACAUUUUAAAGCUGAUUGGAAGGAAUUAGAACUCUUUAUUGAUUAUUGAUCAGUGACUUGUAUUUGUUACUUAGGAAUAGAAAAUAGCUUAAAGAAUUUAUCUUUCUAGGGAUCUAAUACCUUGGACAUAUAAUAAAUUUUGUGUAUUCUUUUUCCUGUUGGGCAUGGUGAUACACGCCUGUAACUCCCAACUACUUGAGAGGAAGGGGACCUCAAAUUCCAAGCCAUCAAGGUCAGGCUGGGCUACACA